This is a messenger RNA of Clunio marinus, 478 nucleotides long. NCBI's taxonomy places the organism in Eukaryota, Metazoa, Arthropoda, Insecta, Diptera, Chironomidae. The record is from the annotation of a GenBank genome assembly.
AUUCUGAAUCGUAGAAAAUUUUCCUUCGCAUUCGAGUUUCGAUCUUCGACGGAAAAAGUUUUCGGUGUUUAUUGUUGAAUCCUGUGUGUGAAAGAGAAGUAAACGAAACUGACAAGUUUGGUUUGUGAUUAAAGAAAUUCAACAUUUUAAAAACCGAAAUUUGGAUUGCAUGAGUAGAUUUUCUUUACAACAAGAUCCUGCUUGAUUAUACUACGUGGAAAAUAGUUUAAUCUGUAAAGUGAUAAAAUAAAACAUGUGGCGACUAAGUUUUACAUUAGUCGUUGCAUUAGCGAUGGCUUCUGAUGCUCUUGUGCAUUCGCCACCACGAAUUAUCAAGCAGCCGAUUUCUGAAGAAAUGUUGUUCCAAGUAGCCUCUUUUGGUGACAGCGAGAAACCUUUUGUCAUUGAAUGUGAGGCGGAAGGAGAGCCAGCUCCAAAUGUCGGUAGCGGUUUCGGUAGUGUCGGUUUGAAUGAAUGA